GGUCAAUGCUUCGAACAUCUUCAAUCUCAAUGUCGUUGUCGACCAGGUAGUUUGUACGAUUAGAGGCUGGCUGGACUAUACACAUACAUAGUUGCUCGCCAUUAUUAAAUACUCAGCCGUAAGUACUCACAUCCGGUAAUCAAGAAUGGGACGUUUUCAGCAAUCUGGACUCUUAUUGGCAAGUUUCAUUCUCUGCAUGGUAGAUAGUAGAGGGAUUGCUGGAAAUGUAAAACUUGUGGCAAUGAAUGGAAAUCAGUACUGGUUUAGCACAUCGUCUCCUUAUGCACCCACCCUCAAUUUCCACCUGGCUUAUCAGUAUUGUCGCACUCUCGGCCUGCAGUUAGCAGUUCUGGAGACAACGGAGGAGGUUGAGACAAUUUCUGCAUAUCUUAACAGAGACGCAAAUCCCAUGACACAUGGAAAGUACUGGACGAGUGGAAAUAGGCUUGGGGCAGAAAGCUGGAUUUGGAUGAGUUCUGGAGAACAACUCAACAGCAGUUUUGCGGACUACUGGUUAAAAAACGGCGUGGGUGCGGCGACUCCUGAAAAUCCGAGGCAUUGCAUGUCGAUGAAACCACCAAUUAGCCCCAUGACCAAACGAGCCAUUUUCACGGCAGAGGAGUGCAACAAGGCCUUCCCCUUUAUUUGCGAGCAAGUGCGCUGUUUGUACUAUAAUUACCCGGUGAUGAUGUUCCCUGACCCAAGUGAACUUCGAACUGAUAUUGAUCACGAUGGGACCUCGGUCAGUCCAUCAGAGUCCGAGUCGCGAACCAGCAUUCAAUACUCAACAAGUGAACAAAUUCAGAAUAAAAAUGUAAUUCCAACUGAACGCAAAAGUAGACAAUUGACGACGUUAACGACAGACAUUGAAGGUGAAGAAAGUGGAAGAAUCGACGGAUCUAAUAAAAUUCAACGAAAAAUGAUGCUGCGACCAGUGAUGUCAGUUUAUCCAAUUCCUUCCCAUUCUUACAACAAGUACAAAUUGUCUGCAGAGACCUCAACUCUUGCUAGCACAAAAAAACCUUUUUAUAACAAAGCCACACAUGACAACCUCUGGGGACCUUCUUCGUCUACAGAGUCAACUAAUCCGACACUGAGCACUGGAUUGGCCAAACUUCGCAAAUUGAGCGAAUCUUCCAUUUUUAAUAGUAAAAGGCCCACCAUCUUCAUUACUGGGAAAGCGGCGAAACCUUCCAACUCGACCUUCACCUCUGCAAAAAUAAUCAACAACGAAACCACACCAAAACCCUUUGCCCAAUAUGAAAUUGUGACAUCAAAGUCAACCACAGUCGAUGGAGAAGAAAUUAUUGAUGAUCUAGAAGAUACCGUGGCAGCCACAAUGUUGUAUCACAGAUAUGGUUCAGGUUCAGGACCCUCUGAUCCAACUCACAUUUUUGCUAGUGGCUACAUAAGUACGGAUCCAUCCGUGGUGCUUGAUGACGAACAAAACAACGUUGGAGGCGAAGUUGGGUUGGAAGAUGCAACACUUUCUCGAGAUCAAUUUUUGGGAACAAUUCCUAAAUUCUUUGAGGGAAGUGGAAUUCGUCGUCCAGACAUGUCCAGCACGACUCGAUUCCUUCAUGACGAAAACGAAGUGACGACCACGACACAACGAGGCAAUUCCCCUACGACAACGCCGAAAUUGCAGCAGCAAUACACCUUCCAAAGAGGAAAAUCAAGCUUGGGCAGUAGUUGGAUCAAAGCAAAACUUGAAAGAGGGACUCCGACUCCUUCAACCGCCGCUUCUAUCAUCGCAGACUCAAUUUAUUCAGCGACUGAAAAAAUGGGACUGGGACCAAGACUAAAACUAAGACUUAGGCCACAUAAUUGACCUUGUAGUACUUUAAUUAGCGUAUACGACUUUACUAAACCAAAACAAAUGCUGAAUCUCGAGAUUUUUUAAUAAACCGAAUAGAUAUGUAGUUAAA
This is a messenger RNA of Folsomia candida, 1928 nucleotides long. RefSeq lists its product as uncharacterized. The record is from RefSeq and is a predicted model, not a curated record. Gene Ontology annotation, cellular component: external side of plasma membrane. The coding region runs from base 146 to 1831 and encodes 561 amino acids. Lineage: Eukaryota; Metazoa; Arthropoda; Collembola; Entomobryomorpha; Isotomidae. The transcript has 7 exons. Gene Ontology annotation, biological process: biological process involved in interspecies interaction between organisms. Gene Ontology annotation, molecular function: carbohydrate binding.